This is a messenger RNA of Penicillium samsonianum, 3402 nucleotides long. Its product is annotated as putative G1/S-specific cyclin Pcl5. Gene Ontology annotation, cellular component: nucleus; cyclin-dependent protein kinase holoenzyme complex. Bases 869 to 2941 code for a protein of 690 amino acids. The transcript is spliced from 3 exons. Lineage: Eukaryota; Fungi; Ascomycota; Eurotiomycetes; Eurotiales; Aspergillaceae. Gene Ontology annotation, biological process: regulation of cyclin-dependent protein serine/threonine kinase activity. The record is from RefSeq and is a predicted model, not a curated record. Gene Ontology annotation, molecular function: protein kinase binding; cyclin-dependent protein serine/threonine kinase regulator activity.
CUCUUCGCCGCAUCCGGGUUUUUUCCCCUCUCACCAUCUCCUUCAGAAUGUUCCUCAUCUCCUGAUUCUACUUGUUAGGAGAUUAUUAUAAAGAAGAAGUAGAAUAUUUGACUAUAUUUCUAUAUUGUGGUCCCUGCGCCUCCCGGCAUCUUCCUAACCCGCCACCCACUUGUUCUCGCCACAGUGUGACUUUCUUUUCCCCUUCCCAAUUUUUGCCCCCCCAAUCUCUUUUAGUCAACUAAAACAGAUUUUGAAAAGAGUCAUAGCCUCAUCCUCUCCCCCGACUCGCCUCCCUCUCUGCCUAGCCGCUUCAACGACUGCCUUGUACAGACAGCCACCAGCGUGGUUCUGCCUGUCCACGGUCCGUUGGGUGCCUUGAUUUAACCCUUUUCCUAUCACACGACUCAUUUCAAAAUGUACCUUAUUGAUUCAUCCGUUCCGAUCGCCUGUGUUGCUGUUACCGACCUCCGCAUCGUCACCGUCUCUGGCUCCAUCUAAUACACUCGGAGAAAAAAGAGUCAUCCUACCACGUGCCCCUGCUUUGGUUCUUAUAUCAGAAGCACUUGGUUGAUCGGAUCGUGAAUACGUUUUCCUUUUCUUGUCUUUAUAUUUGAUUGUUUCCCCUUUGGCCUCUUUUUAACCGCUACACCCGGCGGUUCCGCUUAUUUUUCUACGUCUGGUUAUAAACCUGGCUCUCUACAUUUAAAGGUCUGCCGUCGCCUUUGUCGCAAAGACGGCUUCUGUCUCCUCGGCUCUCGUUCCCGGUUCCCUGCUUAACGGUAUCUUGACACUACGGUUCCAAAAAAUCGGACCAUCUCGCUUUUAUCCGGCUGUCUUCAUUUGAACUUUGUUCACACAAACGCCCUAUAUGAACUCCACACUUCCGGAUAUGUCAGGGAUGGACGUCUUGGGGAUGACCCUCUCAAACCCAAGUUCUCAAUUGACAGCGUCUCACCACGCUCACCCCUAUGAAUCCUCGAUCUCCUCCUCCGCCUCCUCCUCUUCCUCAUCUGUAUUCUCCCUCGAUGGCGUCUCCUCGCAGAGUUCGAUAUCAUCGACAUCGACCAACCCGGUUGACGUGAUUUGGGAGAAUGAGAGUAAUAGCCAGUUGGCGGGAAGAAAUCCGAACGGAGCAUGCCCCCGGGCUUUUGCCAAGGGACCUGCUUCUAAGGUGGACGGUGUAGUGCCAUCCGAGCUGCGAACGCACCCUCGGCGCACUAACAGUUAUUCUUCUAGCGCUCCCAGUGCGCGACCUCCGCCAUGUCUGCUACGGCAGUCGGAACGGAAGGUGAAUUUCGUCGACAACCUCGUCGACACCGCAUCACAGAUCGUUGAAACCAUCUGGCCCCUUUCCGCCGCGGCAUCCCGCAGUGAUGCCGCGACCGGAUCCAAAGGGGUUCUUCCUCUCCGCACUUUUAUCCAGGAGACUCUCCGCCGCUCGCGUACUAGCUACAGUACCUUGCAGGUGGCCUUGUAUUAUUUGAUUAAAAUCAAGCCCCACGUACCCACGCAUGACUUCACCAAGGAGCAGCCUCGGGAUCAGUCGCCUUUGCGGGCGAUGCAGUGUGGACGCCGGAUGUUCCUGGCAGCGCUGAUUCUCGCUUCAAAGUAUCUGCAGGAUCGCAACUACUCCGCUCGUGCGUGGAGCAAGAUUUCUGGCCUUAAUACUCUCGAGAUUAACCAGAAUGAGCUUAUGUUCCUCAAGGCUGUCGGAUGGCGCCUGCACAUCGAUGAAGCAACGUUUCAGCGUUGGACUGAUCUGGUCUUGAAGCUGACCCCUGGUGCCGGUGGACCCCCGGUUACUAAAAGCCAGUGCUGGCAGACUGUUCUACCCAGACUCACCCCUGAACUGGACUUUGUAGAGUCAGAGCCCAUGACCCCAGUCUCGGCGAUGGGUGGGAUGGAUCUCGGUCGGUCAGAAUACCUCUCGCCUCGUAGUCUGCCAAUCAAUGAGUCGGUGCGCUCCUUGCCGUGCGAACAAACUCCGACUUACGCUCGGUGUCUUCCACGAACCCUGGAGCCAACUCCGCGCAUGGAUUAUAACAACUUGGCUUUGCCUAGUAUUCCACGACCUAUGAUGCUUCCCACGCCACAGAUGACCCCCCAAUCUCAAGUGUCCUCCACUCCUGCUGCGAGUAUGGCUGCUUACAACCCCCGCCGCCCAUCCAUCUGUACGGCUAUGUCUCAGGCGCAGAAUGCGUGCAUGGCGCGAUCAACACUCGAUCAGCGCCCGCCCCUGUCAUUCUGCCCUCGGACUCAGUCGUACGAUGGUUUCCAAGCUGCGGCUCGUCGGUCAUCUUUGGCUCGGUCAACCUCCUCGGCAUCGUCGCCUGACUCGAUGGUUUCGGACGUCUCUACCUUGUCGUCCCGCUCUUCGCGGUCGUCAUCAGUCUCGUCCAACGCCUCGGGUGCUUCGGGCUCUGCGCCAGCUCGCCUGGCUGUUAAGGCUACAUUGCGUUGCACCAGCAAUUCCCUUAAGGAGUCCCGUAAGACUCUGGCCAUUGCCUCUCCGAUUGACGAGAGUCUGGUCGGUGUCUACAGCUCUCCUGAAUAUCCCAGCUCUAUGGGUUCUUCGGUCCCAGACCUGUCUAAUUUUUCCCUGGAUUCCAGCCUGAGCGAAGCUGCUCAGAGUCUCUGCGAACUUUCCGGCGCGACGCCCGAACUGCGCCAGUGCCGAAAACGUGGACGUACUGGAUCCGACGAUCUCUUGCUCCAAAACCAUGUGCGCCAUCUGAUCAACCUUGGGGCCUCUGGAGACCAAUCCGUGUUACCUGAUGGACAGUUCCCACGCUCGUUCAUGACACAACAUGGGUCCUCCAUUCCCCCCAUGCGGACUGGCCCAGUCUCUGGACCAGCGGGCAUGAAACGUGCCUGCUGUGGCAGCGAAGCACGCAAGAUCGCGUUGAACCCGAGUCUCCGUGUUGCGGAGUACUUGAAUUGACUUGCGAUUUAUUAGCGGAUUUUCCUUAUUUUCUUAUUUCCUUUGUGCGAGGCAAAAAAAGAAAAAGUCCGUCGUUUUCUUUGUUUUUUACCCUACGGUGAACCGACCCCGUUGUACAUACCCCUAUUCUCGGGUACUCGGCCUUACGUACGGGACUUGGGCGUUUAUUCCCGAAGUGUACGAUGUGGUGAUGACUGGCGUGUCUUCUACUUGCAUCGUGCAUCUGUUCUCUCACUUUUUUCCCUUUCUUUUAUCUACUUUUGUGGUUGCGAACGGAGUGUGGUCGGCAUGGGACGGUUAUGGUCUUUAUUUACUCUGGUUACUUUGGGGGGGGAAAGCGGGCGUCUGCCCUGAUUAUACCUGUAUCAACUCAUCCAUCUAGGGGAUGGUAUACGUGCCAUCCCCGAGGGUUUCUCGCCCUCGGAUAGGAUAGUCAAUCCAAAUACAGCUCAACAGCGAUA